Salvelinus namaycush (lake trout) is the source of this 1773-nucleotide messenger RNA. RefSeq names its product alpha-internexin-like. Gene Ontology annotation, molecular function: structural constituent of postsynaptic intermediate filament cytoskeleton. The coding region runs from base 92 to 1447 and encodes 451 amino acids. Gene Ontology annotation, biological process: intermediate filament organization. Lineage: Eukaryota; Metazoa; Chordata; Actinopteri; Salmoniformes; Salmonidae. The record is from RefSeq and is a predicted model, not a curated record. The transcript has 4 exons. Gene Ontology annotation, cellular component: cytoplasm; postsynaptic intermediate filament cytoskeleton; intermediate filament.
CAUCAGCCGGCUUGAAUUAUUGAUCGUUGGAAGGUCCCCCUAUAAAAAGGAGACGCGCCCCCUGCUCUGCUCCCUUUCAUCACUCGCCAAGAUGAGCUACGGAUCUGACUUCAAUUCCGCCUCUUCCUACCGAAAGAUUUUCGGGGAGUCUCCCCGUUACUCCAGCUCUCCAUCCCGGAUGAGCAAUGCCUCUUUACGCAGCGGCGGUUACCGGUCCCACUCUCAGUCCCGGAGCAUGGGCUCUAACCUGGGCUCCUCUUUCCACCAGAAGAGGUCCUCUGGCCGGUCCUACUCGCAGAUGCCCAUGCCGAUGGAGAACUUGGAUUUCGCCCAGAGCACGGUGCUCAACAAUGAAUUCAAAAUCAUCCGCACGAACGAGAAGGAGCAGAUGAUGGGGCUCAAUGACCGCUUUGCCAUGUUCAUCGACAAGGUUCGCAACUUGGAACAGCAGAACAAGGUGCUCGAGACCGAGCUGGUGACCCUGCGUCAGAGGCAGACGGAGCCCUCGCGCCUGGCGGACCUGUACCAGCAGGAGAUCCGCGAGCUUCGCUCCCAGCUCGAUGAGGUGAACGGCGAGAAGUCCCAGAUCCUCAUCGAGCGUGACAACAUCGAGGAGGACCUGCAGAAGCUCCGCGGCAAAUACGAUGACGAGUACCGCCUGCGGGAGGAAGCCGAGCAGACCCUCAAGGCGUUCAAGAAGGACGUGGACGACGCCACCAUGGUGCGUUUAGACCUGGAGAAGAAGGUAGAAUCCCUCCUCGACGAGAUCAACUUCAUGAGGAAGGUGCACGAGGAGGAGGUGGCCGAGCUCAUGAACAUGAUCCAAGCCGCCCAGGUAUCCGUGGAGAUGGAGGUCUCCAAACCUGACCUCACCUCUGCCCUGAAGGAGAUCCGAGGCCAGUACGAGUCCAUGGCCUCCAAGAACCUCCAGUCCGCCGAGGAGUGGUACAAGUCGAAGUUCGUUGACCUCAAUGAGCAGGCCACCCGUAGCCAGGAGACGAUGCGCGCCAGCCGGGAGGAACUCAAUGAGUUCAGGAGGCAGCUCCAGUCCAAGACCAUCGAGAUCGAGAGCCAGAGGGGAACCAACGAGUCCCUGGAAAGGCAGCUCAACGAGAUGGAGGAGAGGCACAACCAGGAGAUUGGCCAGUACCAGGACAACAUGGCCGAGCUGGACAAUGACCUGAGGACCACUAAGAGCGAGAUGGCUCGUCACCUGCGGGAGUACCAGGACCUUCUGAAUGUCAAGAUGGCGCUGGAUAUUGAAAUUGCUGCAUACAGGAAACUCCUGGAAGGGGAAGAGACCCGCAUCAGCACAGCACUGCCAAACUUUUCUCAAAUGCAUGUGCGACAAAAACAACUGUUCGUGUACAAAAUAGAGCUGUUCUUGAAUACCCGUUGCCACGCAAAACCAAAACCGACGAAUAAUACAAAACAAAACAUGGAAUGAAUGCUAUAGUGUUGUCAAAAUGCCUUAAAACACCAGCCGCUUUCUAGCUGAAUGAAUCCCGACUUGCCCUUCAAGUUAAACUUCCACUUAGCCUCCCAUAGAUAGCAACGCAAGUGAAAAUAUGACUUAAGUGGAAGUUGGGAUUCAUGUGCGUACACGUGUGGUUAUGUUUAGGAUGUUUUAUUCUCAACUAUCUUUCUCUCUCGAGCGUUAAGAGCAACAGCUACCAUGCUAAACUGAAUAACUGAAAACGUGUAAACGCUUAGUAUCUGAAUGUAAUUGAUCGACUAUGCUCUGACUCUGUAUCUUACUGCUGAUGUAUGGCA